AUGCGGGUGAACACGGGACUCAUCUACACGAAAGUGGAGCAAGGACUCACUCUGAUUUGCGGGUGGAAUUCCAAGUGGCAGAGGUGCAAGGACAUGGCAGAAGGUAUCACAUUGCAAGAGGCAGCGGCCGAGUGGUGCGCGCCCGUCCUCACUAACCUCGGAGUGACGGCCCCGUGUCAUGGCUUCAACUUGGCCUACAUUUUUGGCCUGAUCUGCGCCAUGGCAAUAGUCUUGAACUUCAUUCUGCUUGGUGCCGGCAUCGGAAUGCUCCUCCAGUAUUUCAAUAGCUCGAAGCACAAGCCCGAGUACCGGCAGUGGGCUUUCUGCCUUCAUGCCAUCGCCACGUCACCCGGCAAUGGUUUGGCUUGUGACGUUGUGGAGCUUGGCCCUGGGAAGUUUCACAGCUUGACCUUUAGCAAGAUGCCACUGCUCACGGUGCUUCCAGCUACGACUUGGCAGUUGACCAUUGGACCUGUUGUGAAGCUAGGAAAGAGUGUCCUCCAACACACGGAGGUGAGCUACGGGUACUGUUUGAUGGUCGCGGGCAUCUUGUUGCAGUCGUGGUCCGCUGUGCUGUUUUCCUUCAUGCCGCUGGGGGAUGAGAUGACGGAGGACGAGCGAAUGCUUCAGAAGUUCGCCAAAGAGCAGGCACAUCUAGCCGCCCUUCCUGGCCAGCCUCCUGCUGGAGCGCAGGCAUACUACGGAUCCGCUCCUGGGCCAGCCCCAACUGCCACCCAACAGGGCUACGGCUAUGGAUACGGAUACGGGGCUCCACAAGGCAAGGAGCGUUGCUUCUAUUCGUGCGAGGUCACAGCACUAAGCCUUUCCACAGUCAGGCAUUGGGGGUUUGGUCGCAUGGCCCAGGCUUGCAGCAGCCUCUGCCCGCAAAGUGCCGAGAGCAAACAUCAGAGUGGCUGGUUCCGUUGUGGUGUGUCCAUACGCCCGCAUAAGUUUGCUGUUGAGUGUUUCGCUGUUGGCGCAUAA
Messenger RNA from Symbiodinium sp. CCMP2456, 984 nucleotides. The record is from the annotation of a GenBank genome assembly. Lineage: Eukaryota; Dinophyceae; Suessiales; Symbiodiniaceae.